Teleopsis dalmanni is the source of this 3456-nucleotide messenger RNA. It is a transcript of the gene Iswi, whose product is annotated as chromatin-remodeling complex ATPase chain Iswi. Gene Ontology annotation, molecular function: DNA binding; nucleosome binding; histone binding. NCBI's taxonomy places the organism in Eukaryota, Metazoa, Arthropoda, Insecta, Diptera, Diopsidae. The record is from RefSeq and is a predicted model, not a curated record. Gene Ontology annotation, cellular component: nucleus; chromatin. Gene Ontology annotation, biological process: nucleosome organization; regulation of transcription by RNA polymerase II. Bases 134 to 3199 code for a protein of 1021 amino acids. The transcript is spliced from 7 exons.
AAAUUUUAAUUUAUUGGUGGUGUGUUGGUGAGACAGCAAGCGUUUGAGCUAUAGUUUGUGAAAAUCCAAAUAAUACUUAAAAAAAACUUAAAUAAAUUUACUUUUAUAUAUAUUUUAUUGUAAACUUUAAAUAAUGUCUAAGGAGGACGAAAAACUUGACUCGAUGGAAGUUACAGAAGAGAAUUCGAAUGAGUCUGUUUCUGAGGAAACUACAUCUUCGGGAGAGAAGGAAGUUGAAUUUAACAGUAAAAUUGAAACCGAUCGUGGUAAACGAUUUGAUUUCUUGUUGAAACAAACUGAAAUCUUUACGCACUUUAUGACUAAUAGUACAAAAAGUCCCACUAAACCUAAAGGACGACCGAAGAAAAACAAAGAUAAAGACAAGGAUAAAGAUAAGGAUGGAAAUGCAGAUCAUCGGCAUCGCAAAACUGAGCAAGAAGAAGAUGAAGAAUUGCUUGCUGAAGACACACAAUCUAAAGAAAUUUUUCGGUUCGAAAGCUCUCCAAAUUAUAUUAAAAACGGCGAAUUACGAGAUUAUCAAGUUCGUGGUCUGAAUUGGAUGAUUUCUUUAUAUGAAAAUGGUAUUAACGGCAUACUGGCUGAUGAAAUGGGUUUGGGCAAGACCCUACAAACAAUUUCUCUUUUGGGUUAUUUGAAGCAUUUCAAAAAUCAAGGCGGUCCACAUAUUGUGGUUGUGCCUAAAUCAACGUUGCAAAAUUGGGUAAAUGAGUUUAAAAAAUGGUGUCCAUCACUACGUGCUGUUUGUCUUAUUGGUGAUCAGGAUGCACGUAAUACAUUUAUUCGUGAUGUACUCUUGCCAGGUGAUUGGGACGUAUGCGUUACUUCGUAUGAAAUGUGUAUUCGAGAAAAAUCUGUUUUUAAAAAGUUUAACUGGCGAUAUAUGGUUAUUGAUGAAGCUCAUCGUAUUAAAAAUGAAAAGUCCAAAUUGUCCGAAAUUUUACGAGAGUUUAAAACAGCUAAUCGAUUACUCAUCACGGGUACACCAUUGCAAAAUAACUUACACGAGUUAUGGGCAUUGCUAAACUUUCUACUACCCGAUGUGUUCAAUUCAUCUGAAGAUUUUGAUGAAUGGUUUAACACAAAUACCUGUCUGGGUGAUGAUGCACUUAUACAGCGUUUACAUGCUGUUUUGAAACCAUUUUUGUUACGACGUUUAAAGUCGGAGGUAGAAAAGCGACUGAAACCUAAAAAGGAAAUUAAAAUUUUUGUAGGAUUAUCGAAGAUGCAGCGUGAGUGGUACACAAAACUUUUAUUGAAAGACAUUGACAUUGUUAACGGCGCUGGUAAGGUUGAAAAAAUGCGUUUACAAAACAUUUUGAUGCAGUUGCGUAAAUGUACAAAUCACCCAUAUCUGUUCGAUGGUGCUGAACCGGGCCCACCAUAUACCACAGAUACUCAUUUAGUUUUUAAUUCCGGUAAAAUGGUUAUUCUGGAUAAAUUAUUACCAAAACUUCAAGCUCAAGGUUCCAGAGUGCUGAUUUUUUCACAAAUGACACGUAUGCUGGACAUUUUAGAAGAUUAUUGUUUGUGGCAUAAUUAUCAAUAUUGUCGACUUGAUGGUAAAACUCCACAUGAAGAUCGAAAUAGACAAAUUCAAGAAUAUAAUAUGGACAACAGUGUCAAAUUCAUUUUCAUGUUGUCUACACGUGCUGGUGGUUUGGGUAUUAAUUUAGCUACUGCCGAUGUUGUUAUAAUUUAUGACUCUGAUUGGAAUCCUCAAAUGGAUUUGCAAGCUAUGGAUCGCGCACAUCGUAUUGGCCAAAAGAAGCAAGUACGUGUGUUUAGGUUCAUAACAGAAAACACGGUGGAAGAAAAAAUUGUUGAACGUGCUGAAGUUAAAUUGCGUCUAGACAAAAUGGUAAUACAGCAGGGUCGUUUAGUUGACAAUCGCACAAAUCAACUAAAUAAAGAUGAAAUGUUAAAUAUUAUACGUUUCGGUGCAAAUCAUGUCUUUGCUUCGAAAGAUUCUGAAUUGACAGACGAAGACAUAGAUACAAUAUUAGAGCGUGGUGAAGCUAAAACAGCAGAAGAAAAAGCAAAAUUAGAUCAGUUGGGAGAGAGUUCAUUACGUACAUUUACGGUUGAUACUAAUGGUGAAGGUGCUAGCACUUCAGUAUACCAAUUUGAAGGCGAAGAUUAUCGUGAAAAACAAAAACUGAAUGCUUUGGGUGAUUGGAUUGAGCCACCAAAACGUGAACGCAAAGCCAAUUAUGCUGUGGAUGCUUACUUCCGAGAAGCAUUGCGAGUAUCUGAACCAAAAGCGCCAAAAGCACCACGUCCACCGAAACAACCUAUAGUGCAAGAUUUUCAAUUCUUCCCACCGCGCUUGUUUGAGUUACUUGAUCAAGAAAUUUACUAUUUUCGUAAAACGGUUGGGUAUAAAGUGCCAAAAAAUCCCGAACUUGGCUCUGAAGCAUCUAAAGUACAACGUGAAGAACAACGUAAAAUUGAUGAGGCCGAACCGUUGAGUGAGGAAGAAAUUGUUGAAAAAGAAUCCUUAUUAACUCAGGGUUUUACUACAUGGACAAAACGUGAUUUUAAUCAGUUUAUUAAAGCUAAUGAAAAAUAUGGUCGAGAUGAUAUAGAAAAUAUUUCAAAAGAUGUUGAAGGAAAGACGCCUGAAGAGGUUAUAGAAUAUAAUGCUGUAUUUUGGGAGCGAUGCCAUGAGCUGCAAGAUAUUGAGCGUAUCAUGGGACAAAUUGAACGCGGUGAAGCUAAAAUUCAAAGACGCUUGUCUAUUAAAAAGGCUUUAGAUCAAAAGAUGUGUCGCUAUCGCGCCCCUUUCCAUCAGUUACGUUUACAAUAUGGAAACAAUAAAGGAAAAAACUAUACCGAAAAUGAAGACCGCUAUUUGGUUUGUAUGUUGCAUAAAUUGGGUUUUGAUAAAGAAAAUGUCUAUGAGGAAUUACGUGCUGGAAUUCGUUGCUCUGCGCAGUUUCGAUUUGAUUGGUUUAUAAAAUCACGUACAGCAUUGGAGUUGCAGCGUCGCUGCAAUACUCUUAUCACUUUAAUUGAGCGUGAAAAUCUUGAACUUGAAGAAAAAGAACGUCAAGAGAAAAAGAAGAAGACUGCUAAAAAUUCGGGCACACCAACGAAUACUCCGCAAUCUAAAACUAAUCAAAAACGUAAAACUGAAAUGAUGCUUGUGGAUAAAAAUGCAAAACGAAAGAAAAAAUAAAUUAUACACUAAUUUAUGGUCCACAACUAAAUUAUUUUUUCAUAUGUUUUAAUAUUAGUAAUCUUUUACAAUGUUGCAUUUUUCCUAGUAAUUACAGCCAUUCAAAUAUAUAAACUUAAGAUAGAAUUGUGCGGUAUGUUAAAAAAAUUACAUUAUAAAGUGAUAAUUUUAUAAUAACACACUGGAAACUGGAGUUUCUGAUCAUAAUUACACAAUGGAAUUUUUUAACAUCUUAAGUGGAUACAUUUUUAUAUUAA